Molecule: messenger RNA, 3214 nt
Organism: Trichechus manatus latirostris (Florida manatee)
Lineage: Eukaryota; Metazoa; Chordata; Mammalia; Sirenia; Trichechidae
Product: zinc finger protein 432-like
Exons: 5
Coding region: 366-2234 (622 amino acids)
Biological process (GO): regulation of transcription by RNA polymerase II
Cellular component (GO): nucleoplasm
Molecular function (GO): DNA-binding transcription repressor activity, RNA polymerase II-specific; RNA polymerase II cis-regulatory region sequence-specific DNA binding
Source: RefSeq, a predicted model, not a curated record
GCAGGAAAGGGAAAAAUCCAACCACCACCAAGAAAGAACAGCCAGGAGUCAGCACGUUUUGGACCUGUGAUCCCUGUACUGAGAAGCUCCUGGAACCAGGAGACAGAGAUAGAGAAAGAUAUAAAACUGAAGGCAGAGACCCGUCAGCAGGAGACAGCACAGUAGGCUUCCCUACCCACGGAGAGAAAAACCUCCAGUUCCUGACUCCCAGGCAGCAAGAGAAUCACUUGAAGAAAGGAGGAAGAGAUUGUAGGAUUUGAAUAUCAUCAUUUCUGGGGACACUCUUCAUGGAAGACUGAGAUUUCUGAACAGAAAAUAGAGCUGAUCCAGAAAACACAAGGACAGAGCAUCCAAGUUGCUGGCAAAUGUCCCAGGAACAAAAGAAAAUGGUCGAGGCACAGGAAUCACUGACGUUUAGUGAUGUGGCUGUGAAGUUCACCUGGGAGGAGUGGCAGCUCCUGGACCCUGCUCAGAAGGACCUGUACCGGGAUGUGAUGUUGGAGAACUGUCGCAACCUGGUGUCUGUUGGGUGUCAAGUUAACAAACCAGAUGCGCUUUCCAGGUUGAAACGAGAACAACCAUGGACUGUAUUAGACGAAAACCAUAGUGGAAUCUUUUCAGAAAUCAUGAACAUUGAUGAUCAUCUGCUUGGACACUCACAAAAAGAAAGCAAGGUGAACAGCAAGGAACAGUGCUAUGAGCAUAAUGCAUUGGUAGAUAUCGUUCAUCGGCACAAAAAUCAUUUUCCUUUAAGGGAAAAUCAUGCUAUGUUUGACUUACAUGAAAGAGCUGUGAAAUCAAAUUUAACUUUACCAUCAGUCAACCACAGCAAAUGCGAUGAAAUAAAGAACUCUGCUGAGCUCACUGGAGAUGAGAAAACCUUUCUCCAUGAUGCCCAGGAGCAAUUUUGUUUGGAAAUGAAAUUCCCUGAAAGUCAAAAAUCCAACAGCACGAAAUCUCAACUCAUUCAGCAUCAGAAAACUCACAAAACAGAGAUAUCACAUGUAUGCAGUGAACGUGGGAAAGCUGUCAUUAGUAAGUCUUUCCUCACUGAGCCCCAGGUCAUUCAUACAGGGGAGAAACGCUAUAGAUGCAGUCUGUGUCGGGAAACCUUCUUUAAAAAGUUCAAGCUCAUUGAACAUCAUCACACAACUCAUAAAGGACAAAAAUCGUAUAAAUGCAUGGAAUGUGGCAAAGCCUAUCUGCAUAAAUCACAGCUCAAUAAUCAUCAGAAAGCUCAUCUGGCAGAGAAACCCUAUAUAUGCCAUGAUUGUGGCAAAGGCUUCAUCCAGAAGACACAUCUCACUAUUCAUCAGCGAACUCAUACUGAAGAGAAGCCAUAUAUAUGCGAUGAAUGUGGUAAAAGCUUCAACCAGAAGGGACAUCUCAUAGUUCAUCAGCGAACUCAUACUGGAGAGAAACCCUAUAUAUGCAGUGAAUGUGGAAAAGGCUUCAUCCAGAAGGGAGAUCUCACUAUUCAUCAGCGAACUCAUACUGGAGAGAAACCCUAUAUAUGCAGUGAAUGUGGUAAAAACUUCAGUCAUAAGGGAAAUCUCAUUAUUCAUCAGCGAAUUCAUACUGGAGAGAAACCCUAUAUAUGUGGUGAAUGUGGUAAACAAUUCAGCCAGAAGUCACGCCUCAUAGCACAUCAGAGAUUUCACACAGGGAAGAUGCCUUUUUCGUGCAGUGAAAAUGGAAAAUCUUACUCCCAGAAUGCAACUUUCAUUAGACAUCUAAAAAUUCACGCAGGAGAGAAACCCUUUCAAUGCAGUGAAUGUUCGAAAGCCUUUGAAACGAAGCUAGAGGUCAUUGAACAUCAAAGAUCUCAUACAGGAGAGACACCAUAUUGCUGCAAAGAGUGUGGACAAACUUUUACCUGUACUUCUUCCUUUUAUUCACAUAAAAGAAAACACAAAAGAGAGAAAGGUGUAGAUUCAAUCAAGUUGGAAGACUCUUCCACAACAAGUCAGAUCUCAUCACAUACCAGUGAGCUCAUGCAGGAGAAAAGCCCUGUUAAUACAGCGACUGUGCAAAUGCCUUCUCUGGCACCUGAGACAUCAGUAAACAUCAGUGGGCUCCUAACUAAUAUGAACUUAGUCCUUGUGGGAGAGCCUGUUGCUAGAUGUGAACCCUCAGCAGAUAAUAGAGAAUUUGUACGGCAGAGAAACCUUGUGAAUGCAGUGAAUUUGGUGGUGCCUUCAGUGGUCAAUUAUGUCUUAUUUUAUGACAAAUAAAACCUAUAGGAUAAACUCAUACAUACACUGGGGACCAGGAUUGAGCAAAAAUUUCUACCUCAUUAUAUGGCUACAAAGUAUAUCCCAAGGGAAAUCAUGUGAUUGCAGAGGCUGGGAAGGCCUGAUACGCUCAUUCUGCAUAAAUAUGUACUUUGAUAUUGGGACAUAGUCUGAUGUUAACACAAACACAUAUUCAUCAGUUCUGUUGUGCCAGUUAAAUGUAUGAAAGUCUGAGUUAAUCGGAAAUAACUGAAUUUUUAAAUCACAUAAGAUCAUCAGUGUCUGAAUGGUGCUGUAAAUAAAAAACCAAAUAGGGGUUGGUGGGAAAGGGGCAAUAUUAAAUUGAUGGGGUAGAGGGCACAUAUGUAUAAUUUUAGUUUGCCCAGAGCAUUGUGAAGGAUUAACCCAAAACUAUAUUGUCUGCUAUACAUAGUAGAACUUUAUAUUAUUGAGAUGGACCUACGAAACAAUGGUCUUACAUUGAGUCUAUUCAUUAAUAAACCACUUUAACUAUAGCCUGUCAGUUCUGUGUGGACACUAAAAUGAUUUAUCAAACCCAGAAGAAAAGUAGAGGGUACUGUGGGGAGGUCACCUGUUGUCUAAAUUGGAGGUAAGUCUGACCUCCUCCUCAUUGGAAUCAGCUUUGGGCUGUUGGUGAUUUGCUCUUGUGAAAUUACAGGACUUCAGUUGCUACUAGAACUGUAAAGUUGGUGUCAGAAGUGUGAUUCGUUGUCAUGGUUCCUGACUUAUGGAAAUAUAGGGUUUUGGAAGAGAAAGGAUGAAUGGGCAUGGCAUGAGAAAAUUUUGAUUCUUGGGUGAUUAUUUUGAUUUUUCCUAUAUGUAAUGGCUAAAAUGCAAGAGAUGAUAUGCUGCAGCAGUGGACAGGAAAGCUCCAUGUGAAGUGGAUUGGGGUAAAAGCCCAGCAGGCUAAGCAAGAUGAUUAAUAGGGGGCCAGGGCCUUCUGAUUCAACCCAGCUAAA